CUUUCUUCUUGCAGCACCCUGCUGCUGCCUGCUCCUUUCCUCAGUGACUUCAUUUUUUCUGCCAUUUCUUUGUGGAGAACUACAACUGAUUUUUGAUUUGCUGUAACACUGCACAGUUAAUAUAACUUCUGAGUACACAGCCAGGAUACUGCAAUCUGAGCUGUCCCAAACAAAGAAUCAUGGUCCAAGCUAAGACGUGGGUCCUGACCAAGCACUUUGACGGCUUCCCGAAGGACAGCAACUUUGAGCUCAAGGUGGAGGAGCUCCCUGAGCCCAAAGAUGGGGAGGUGCUUUUGGAAGCAGUGUUUCUCAGUGUCGACCCAUACAUGAGGCCGCUCAGUAGGGUUCGCAUGAAAGAAGGCGAUGUGAUGAUUGGAACUCAAGUGGCCAAAGUGAUUCAAAGUAAUAACCCAGCAUUUCCCGUGGGAAGCCAUGUUGUUGGUCGUUGCGGCUGGAGAACCCACGCAGUCUGCGAUGGGACAGACCUCAUUCCCAUCAUGCCCGACUGGCCGCAAGACGUCUCGCUGUCCCUGGCUCUGGGUGCCAUCGGCAUGCCAGGACUAACGGCUCUGUACGGGAUAGAAGAAGUCUUGGGACUCCAGAAGGGUGAGACCCUGCUGGUGAAUGCUGCAGCGGGGGCAGUUGGCUCCGUGGUGGGCCAGAUUGCCAAGAUGAAGGGCUGUAAGGUGGUGGGUUCAGCAGGGUCUGAUGCCAAGGUGGCCUUUCUCAAAGAACUAGGCUUCGACGUGGCCUUCAACUAUAAGACUGUUGGAUCCCUGGAGGAGGCACUGAAGAAAGCUUCUCCAGAGGGAUAUGACUGCUUCUUUGAAAAUGUGGGAGGCCCUUCUUCAAGUGUUGCCUUGCAACAGAUGAAGAACUUUGGAAGAAUAGCCGUGUGUGGAGCCGUGUCCAUGUACAAUGACACCACGCCCCAAACAGGCCCAUACCCCCACCUGACCAUGAUCUUCAAGCAGCUUAAGAUGGAGGGCUUCAUGCAGAGCAGGUGGGAGCACAAGCACCCUGUGUCCCUCAAGAGGCUGAUGGGAUGGCUGAAAGAGGGCAAACUGCAGUGUCGGGAGCACAUCACAAAAGGCUUUGAAAACAUGCCAGCUGCUUUUAUGGGGAUACUGCAGGGAGAAAACAUCGGCAAGGCUAUCGUCGCAGUCUGAUGUAGAAGGCAGGAUCAAUAGAGAAGAAUCAGUAUUAUUAAUAACUGAUGCAUUAUUACAGUAUACAUGUAUACAUGAAGGACUGAGCAAUAGACACGUACAACUAACCAGCUAUUUUCAUAACAUGAUGUCCAUGUAGCUCAUUAGAGUGUCUUUGUAAUCACAAUGACAACAUAAGGCGAUCGCACUCCAGUCUCACAAAGUGAAACAAUGUCAUUCUUAAUUUUUAGCAUUAGUUCAGGAUUCAUUGUUAGAGAGUUAAGUAAGUUAAGCUUUAGAAUUCAGAUGGUUAUAUGAAAUUGGACCAUUCUGCUAGGUUUGGUCGAUUUUCAUUCAUGGUAGGCAUGUUUUUGUUUUUUGUUUAAAAAUGCAUUUAAAGAAUAAAGACAAAAUAAAACAAAGGGACAUUUUACUUCAGGAUUGAAGAGAGAAACUUAAAAUUUCUUCUUCAUAUACAGCUACAUGUUGGUAACAUAGUCAAACUAGUAGCACUUACAAAGUUUUGACCAUCAUCCAGACACUUGUCCCCAUAUUUGAAAGUCAUUUGGGAGAGACCAAACUGCUGUGGGGAAAUCAGCAAGACAUGGGAAUUUCUUUUUACUAAGAAAGAAGAAAAGAGAUGAUAACUAUAGGACGACACAAGGCUGUCAGUCUGCGGUGCCUGCAAGUACCUGGACGAGCUGUGUAGAUCUGCUGCUGAUACGUUGAUACAUUAUUCACCGUAACAUAAUUAAUCAUGUGCUUUGUAUUUAGUGAGAGCUUUUGUAUAGGUAAUAAAAUGUUUGGGCUUUUUGAAAA
Messenger RNA from Siniperca chuatsi (mandarin fish), 1967 nucleotides. RefSeq names its product prostaglandin reductase 1-like. The transcript is spliced from 10 exons. Gene Ontology annotation, cellular component: cytoplasm. The record is from RefSeq and is a predicted model, not a curated record. Gene Ontology annotation, biological process: prostaglandin metabolic process. Lineage: Eukaryota; Metazoa; Chordata; Actinopteri; Centrarchiformes; Sinipercidae. Gene Ontology annotation, molecular function: 15-oxoprostaglandin 13-reductase [NAD(P)+] activity; 2-alkenal reductase [NAD(P)H] activity. Bases 180 to 1169 code for a protein of 329 amino acids.